Messenger RNA from Punica granatum (pomegranate), 633 nucleotides. The record is from RefSeq and is a predicted model, not a curated record. Lineage: Eukaryota; Viridiplantae; Streptophyta; Magnoliopsida; Myrtales; Lythraceae.
AUGCAUUUAAGUUCGGGAUUCAGUGUGGUGCAGCUUCCCCAUCGACGAGGGGCAAGCCAAGGGCUUUUUGUCUGUCGGACCGACCGUCCAUCCUCCCGUCCGAACUCCGAGCAUCGUUUGUUUGGUCCCUCAAAAUCCGCCACGUGGGGUCUGUCUUUCGUUCAGUCAGAACGUCCGAAUUCCUUCGACGAGACGACAGCGCUAAUCUGGAAAUCCUCCCUUCUGUUUCUUGCCCGGCGACAAUCUCCGCCGCUUCUUUUAGUAAUCAUGACGAAAUCCAAGCGCCUUGCAGAGAGGAAAAUAUCCAGGUUCGAGAAGAACAUUACGAAGAGGGGAUCUGUUCCAGAAACCACCACCAAGAAAGGAAAUGAUUACCCAGUCGGACCCAUUUUGCUCGGCUUCUUCAUCUUCGUGGUGGUCGGGUCAUCUCUGUUUCAGAUAAUCAGGACUGCAAUGAGCCGUGGGAUGGUUUGAUGAGGAUGCAGUCAGGGAGGCCCGAGAUUACUAGGCUUGAUAUAUGGUUCGCAUUAGGCUUAGUAUAAUUUGCGAAAAGUGCUCUGUUUUAUAUGCAUUUUGGCCAGUGAAAGUGCCGUGUUGAACAAGUAUCUAUUAUAGUGCUUCAUAUUUCUUUUC